Messenger RNA from Sycon ciliatum, 1239 nucleotides. RefSeq names its product ubiquitin carboxyl-terminal hydrolase isozyme L3-like. Gene Ontology annotation, molecular function: cysteine-type deubiquitinase activity. Gene Ontology annotation, biological process: ubiquitin-dependent protein catabolic process; protein deubiquitination. The coding region runs from base 146 to 706 and encodes 186 amino acids. The transcript is spliced from 9 exons. Gene Ontology annotation, cellular component: cytoplasm. The record is from RefSeq and is a predicted model, not a curated record. NCBI's taxonomy places the organism in Eukaryota, Metazoa, Porifera, Calcarea, Leucosolenida, Sycettidae.
UCUUUGUUCGGUGUGCUUGCCCUAACUUCGUGUUGGCCAUGGACAUUUGGACCAGGUGAUCAACAAGUUUGUUUCGAAGCUUGGUCUGAAAACAGCAACAUGGCAGUUCACCGAUGUCUAUGGAUUGGACCCAGAGCUACUUGCCAUGGUACCACAGCCAGUCUGUGCUUUGAUUGUACUCUUCCCCUGUAGCCAAAAGUAUCAUGACUAUACAGUGGGAGAAGUGGAGCGCCUUGAGAAAGAGGGACAGCAUGUCGACGACAGUGUAUUCUUCAUGCGUCAGACCAUCGGCAAUGCGUGUGGCACAAUAGGUCUGCUUCAUUCCAUCAGCAAUAGCAAGGACCGUGUUGACCUCGAGGAAGGAUAUCUGACGAACUUUAUUUCACACACCAAGGACAUGACUCCUGCGGAGCGUGGAUCCUACCUGGAAGGCGAUGAUACGAUUUCUGCUGCUCACGAGGAAAGUGCCAAUGAGGGACAAUCUGAGGUGCCGUCCGACCGUGACUCUGUGAAUCUUCACUUCGUGGCUCUGGUUCCCCACAAGGAUUCGCUGUAUGAGCUCGAUGGCCGAAAACCGUUCCCAGUCAACCAUGGUCCAACCACACUGGAUACUUUCCUUCAGGAUGGCGCACUUGUGUGCCAGAAGUUCAUGGCGCGGGAUCCGUCCGAGCUGCACUUCACCAUCCUGGCACUGGCACAUGUGUAAGGACACGUAAUUACUGCACUACGUAUCUAGCCGUCGUUACUACCUACGUGUCUAGCCUCCGUUACUACCUACGUGUCUAGCCCUCGUUACUGCCUCCCUGGCUCAUGGGCAUCGGUGUGCCGCCCGGGUUGCUUCACUCGCUUUGCAUGUGUACAGAAAGUGUGCCCUUAUCAAACUGUCACUCGCUGCGUAUAUAUUUUGCCGGAUACAGAAUUCUCAUGAAAUACAUCACUAUUUUCCUUGCAUGCAAGUUUAUGAUAGGAAUACUUCUUGAAGUAGUUUAAUACAUGCAAUGCUGAAUACUGGCUACUGGCUCUGAUGGCCCAAAGGGUACACGUAUCAUGGCUGCAACAAAAACGAUCUCUUCUGGCCUUGUUUUUUGGCAUUAUUGAUAUUCUUUCGAGAUUUUUUCAUGCAUUGUGUUGCCUGUUGGCCUGGUGUUCAUUUUUAUCCUGCCUGCAUUUUUUUAUAGUUGUAGUUCUGACAGUGAAUGCAGUCAUGCUGCAGACAAAAUUGGUUGUCGAACACUCAAA